Molecule: messenger RNA, 2514 nt
Organism: Dermatophagoides pteronyssinus (European house dust mite)
Lineage: Eukaryota; Metazoa; Arthropoda; Arachnida; Sarcoptiformes; Pyroglyphidae
Product: N-acetylated-alpha-linked acidic dipeptidase 2-like
Molecular function (GO): carboxypeptidase activity
Source: RefSeq, a predicted model, not a curated record
UUUUAAUUCAGGAGAAAAAAAAGUGAAAAAAAAAACACACAACAACGGGAAAAAAAAUCCGAUUUUCAAAAUCAAAUUCAAUCAAACAAACGAAAACAAUAACAAAUGGCGGCCGUAUCACCAACAUUAUUGGCCGUACUGACUAUCGGUGUUGUUGCAUUAAUUUUGGGCAUUUUUAUUGGAAUGUAUACAUUACCACCGACAAUGACACCGGAAAAUGCAGCUAUUGUUAAUGAAUAUAAACGUUUAAUCAAAAAUUAUUAUCAACAACCCCAACAACAACAAAAUAAUGAUAAUGAUAAUGAUCAUGAAAUGAUUGAAGAUCCUGUAUAUCAGGCAUUGAUUCAUGGACCAGAUCCAGAAAGUAUUAGGAAAAAUAUUCAAUUAUUAUCGAUAACACCACAUCAAUCAGGUACAAAACGUGAUGAAGAAUUGGCACAAUUUUAUCGUAAUACAUUUCGUGAAGCUGGUCUUGAUCGUUCAUAUUUAAUAUCAUAUAAAGUUUUAUUAUCAAAAACAAAUCCUGAUCGUCCAAAUCGAAUAUAUUUAAAUGAUAAAUCAACAAAUGCUGUUUAUAUUAUUGAUAAUCAAGAACCACCAUUACGGCCAGAUGAAAGUAAUACAAUACCAUCAUAUAAUGGUUGGUCACCAAGUGGUGAUAUUAUUGGUGAACCUGUUUAUUGUAAUUAUGGUUUAUUAGAAGAUUUUCUUCAACUUGAUAAUGCUCGAAUUGAUUUGAAUGAUAAAAUUUGUAUUAUACGUUAUGGUCGUAUAUUUCGUGGUAAUAAAGUUGCAAAUGCUCAACGUUUUGGUUGUUCAGGUGUUAUAUUUUUUAAUGAUCCUGAAACAAUGUCACCAUUUAGUCAGGAACCAGAAUCAUUAUAUCCAAAUUCAAUUUGGUUAAAUGGUAAAGCAAUGCAAAGUGGUAGUAUACGUUUAAAUGAUGGUGAUCCUUUAACGCCUGGAUAUCCAUCCAUUAUCGAUGGAUUUCGUGAAAAUAUUAAUGAUAAUGAUCAUUUACAAUCAUCAUUACAUCUGCCACAAAUACCAAGUCAACCAAUCGGUUAUGAUGAUGUACAAAUGAUAUUUUCACAAAUGACCGGAAUGAGCACUGAAGAUGAUAUCAGAUUUCAAAAUUGGACGGGUAAAUUAAAUGUUACCUAUCGUUUAGGUCCUGGAUUUCAAUCACCAAGUUUAGAAUUACGAAUGGUAAUCAACAAUGAAAUGGUUGAAAAAAUUGUACAUAAUGUUAUUGGCGUAUUGGAUGGUAAUAUUGAACCAGAUCGUUAUAUUAUUAUUGGUAAUCAUCGUGAUUCAUGGAGUUAUGGUGCAUUAGAUGCAUCUAGUGGUGGUACAUCAAUGUUAGAAAGUGCAAAAAUAUUUGGUAAAUAUCAUCGUGAAACUGGUUGGCGACCGAGACGAUCAUUAAUAUGGGCUAGUUGGGCUGCAGAAGAAUUAGGUCUUAUUGGUUCAACUGAAUGGACUGAACAAUUUGCUCAAUUACUUCAACGUGAAGCUAUUGCAUAUAUUAAUGCUGAUGUUUGUGUUACUGGUCCAUAUUUAGAUCCUGAUGCAUCACCAUCUUUAGCACAAAUUUUAAUCGAUGCAACUAAACGAGUUCCAGCUCAUAAAAUCAAUGAUGAUAAUGAAUCAAUAUCAAAAUCAAAUCAAACAUUAUUCGAUAUUUGGCAAGCAAAUUCCAUUAAUAAUGAUGUUCGUGUUGAAAUACUAAGUUCUGGUUCGGAUCAUGUACCGUUUGCAUAUGGUCUUGGUAUUCCAUCGAUUAAUUUACAUUUUAAACAUGAUAAGAAAAAAUAUCCAAUCAGUAGCUAUCCAGCAUAUCAUACCAAUUAUGAUACAUUCUAUAUGGUCAAAAAAUUUAUAGAUCCAGAUUUUAGUAUACAUCAAUCCUGUACACGUUUGAUUAAUAUAUUACUAUAUUCACUAUCAUGUUCCACUAUUAUUCCGGCAAAUUUUUAUCAUUUAUCACAACAAAUUCUUAAUGAUUAUAAUCAACAAUCAAUUGAUCAACAAUUAAGAAAUAUAAUUGGUAAUGAAGAUCAAAAAUCAAUAAAUUUUCUACAUGAAUCAAUGAAAAUAUUUGAUAAUGCUACUGAACAAUGGCAAAAUGAAAUGAAAAAUUUUAAUCUAACUGAUCAACCAUUAGCUAUACGACAAAUAAAUGAUUUAAUAAUAUCUAUUGAACGGUCAUUUGCAACUAAAUUAUUACCACUUGAUGGAAAUCAUGAAAUAAGAAAUCUUUUAUAUGGAACAUUAUCAACAAAUUUCUAUCAAACAUUAUUAUUUCCAGGUGUUACAAAUUUAAUAGCUGAAAUUCAUAAUCAACAUUGGAUAAAAACACAACAAAAUGGUCUGACACGUAAAGAAUUGAAUGAAAUUGAUCAACAAAUUAAUCAUUUAAAACAAACACUGAGACGACAUCUGAAUGAUAUAUCAUUAUCAUUACGAAAUGCAGCAAAAUUAUUACGACGAAAUAUCAAACCAAUCAUAUAA